AGAAAAUACAGAGAGAAAGAAAGGGGGCAGCCGCACAGAGAAAAAGAAAAGCAAAGAGAGGAGGAGGAGAAACCAAAGAGAGAAGAAGAAAAACUGAGAGAAAAGGGGGUGAUUCGCUGCACAUCAAGAGAAGAGGAAAGAGUAGAACUAGAAGACGAUUUUGUUCCUUUAAGCUCUAUUUCUCUGCAAGGGUGUGGCACGUAAAAAAGAAAAAGCAUCAGUUCAUUCAUAUCACCGUCAUCCUUAUCGCACCAGAUUACAGUUUCGAAUUGCUAGGACAAUGGAGAACGAACAGCAGAAAGAACUGAUCCAGAAGCAGAGCCAGGAAAUUACGGAUCUGAAAGAACAAAUGGCUAUGUUGAUUACUCAGAUGUCACAGCUUAUGAAAGGAAAAGCAGUUGCAGAAAGUUCAGCACAGAAAGGAGAGCCCAUGCUUCAGCUUUAUGACAACGCGGUAAUGAACUUCUCAGGAAGUGCGUCGGUAGUUGGGCCAGCCCGGGAUGGUGGAUUUCCAUUACUGGAUUGCCAGCAGAAAACAUAUGUCAUGCCUGUAGAGGCUAAAGGGGAGCAAGGAAGAGGUCUUACUGUGGAGCAAUACAAAAAGAUGGAAAAAUGGAUGAAUUCAAUGGAAGGAUUUGGGCCUGUUGGUGCUUUAAGCCCACAUAAGCUAUGUUUGGUGAAAGAUCUGAUCAUUCCUCCUGAUUUCAAGCUUCCUGCUUUUACUCCCUUCGAUGGUACUGGAAUUCCUCUAGAUCAUCUGACCAUGUAUUGUCGGAGGAUGCAGCCAUAUGUUCAUGAUGAGAAGAUAUUGAUUCACUUUUUCCAGGAAAGUUUGACGGGGAGUGCAACUCGGUGGUUUACAAGCUUAGAUCCGUCUUCUGUUGAGACCUGGGAGGAUCUGGCUAACUUAUUCCUUAAGAAGUAUGAGCAUAACAUGGAGAAGGUCCCUACCAUCUAUGAUCUUCAGUGUACUGUCAUGAAGGAAGGAGAAAGUUUUCGGGAUUGGGCCCAUAGAUGGAGAGACUUAGCAUCCCAGAUGCACCCUCCAUUGGCGGAACAAGAUCUGGUUAAUGCAUUCAUUGACGCACUUCGAGAGCCUUAUACUUCAAAAAUUACUGGAGGGGGGCAUGCAGGUUUAGGAGAAAUGAUCCGAGCAGGGGAACGUAUUGAGAGAUGCAUGCAAAGAGGAAAUAUUAGCAUUAGCGUCCCGAUGCUUGAGAAGCCAGAGUAUCAGAAGGGAGGGAAGAGGAAGAAGAAGGAAAACGAGGUGCAUACCGUUAAUUAUAGCAGCAAUCCCACUUAUGGGUCUCCCACUUCUGAUUACAGGCCGCGAAGCAAUGCUCCCAGGCUGUCUAGUUCAUAUAACCACCACCUAAACUCAAAUUCCUACCCGCCACCUCAGCAUUCUUAUCGACCACCUCAACAGACUUACUAACCACCUCAGCAAGCUUAUCGACCACCUCAGCAAAAUUACCAGCCACCUCAGCAAGCUUACCAACCACCCCGCCAAAGUUACCAAAACUUUGAAAAUAACCCUAGACCCCGAAGGCAGAUAGAGCAGUUCGCU
Tripterygium wilfordii is the source of this 1567-nucleotide messenger RNA. RefSeq lists its product as uncharacterized. Bases 281 to 1435 code for a protein of 384 amino acids. The record is from RefSeq and is a predicted model, not a curated record. The transcript has 2 exons. NCBI's taxonomy places the organism in Eukaryota, Viridiplantae, Streptophyta, Magnoliopsida, Celastrales, Celastraceae.